This is a messenger RNA of Mya arenaria, 4492 nucleotides long. RefSeq lists its product as uncharacterized. Gene Ontology annotation, molecular function: protein heterodimerization activity; DNA binding. Lineage: Eukaryota; Metazoa; Mollusca; Bivalvia; Myida; Myidae. Gene Ontology annotation, cellular component: kinetochore. The transcript has 17 exons. The record is from RefSeq and is a predicted model, not a curated record. The coding region runs from base 104 to 3406 and encodes 1100 amino acids. Gene Ontology annotation, biological process: chromosome segregation; mitotic cell cycle; kinetochore assembly.
AAAAACAUGGCGGGCAAAACAAAUUGUUGAAAAAUCAACACAAACAUACAGGACCCGUUUCAAAACCAGACAAUUAGGCCAUCGUAUUUUACCUUAGCUGAAGAUGUCAAACAAGAGACAAAGCAUCGCUCAAACUCCCAGGACUGCUAUAGGGGAAUACCUAGAUGCCUCAAGGACCCAUUCACAGAAAGUCAUCAGAAACAGACAUGAAGGUCUUAUAAGGACCCCUGAGCCUUUGCCAAGGCCGAGGCAUGCUCGAGUGUCUAGCCUGCGUGGUGAAAGACGACGGACGUCCCUGUCUACAAGUGUCAACGUUGAGGACACUCCAAGACAUCUGAUCGAGGGUUUUCUACAAGAGGAACACAGUACAGCCCCCCUGGUGCGGGUCCAACGCCGGACAUCCCAGACUGGUGUGUCAACCAGUCAGCCUCCUCCUCCUAAGUUAAGUUGGCAUACAUGUGUGUUCGCAGCGUCACAAGAACGUUCAUCCGGCUUGAGCUCUCCCGACAUACAGCCCCUCGUCAAUGAUACAUACCACACACCAAGCCCAUUUCGUGAGAGCUCAGAAGGUUCAAUGAUAAGCAGGUCGUCUCGGAGAGGAAGGACACCUCACAGGACAGGAAAAUUCAACAUCACCGCCCAAGAGCAGAAUUCUUCCCUGGUGAUUCCAGCCACCAACCCUAACGACUACACCGUACCGAGUCCGUUCCGGUCAACCUCAGAUUCAGAAGAUGAGGAGGUGAUAGCAGACUCUCAGGCCGUACACAGUCAGACAGCCAGCAGUAGGAGAAGAGGCAGCUUCAACUUGACGGUACCAGAGAGCAUGCUUGAACAUCUGAGGUUACAGAGGUCACAGCAGGCUGACGGCCAGUCGAGGGGCAAUAGGAGUGACCACCAUUCAGGAAUCUCCUUGGCUGACCAGCACAUUGACCAGCUUGAUCAGUAUGAUGGUCAUCAGGGAGGGGAGGAAGAAUUUGACCGCAGCAGGCAAGAGAUGUUUGAAGAAGGGAAUCAGUAUGAUGAUAGAAUGGCGUAUAGAAACGAUAAUGAUGAUGUAGAUGAUGAUGAUGAUGAAAGGACUGAGUAUACAAGCAGACUGGAGAAUAGGGAAAGGGAUCAUUAUGUUCAUCAAGAAAUGUAUGACAGAGAUGAUGGUCUGGAACAGUACCAAGAUGAGGAGAUGGAUGAUGAUCAGAGUGAACCUUCAGGCCAAUACAGGGAGAAAUCAGGCCAUGAUGAAUCAGAAAGCCUCAGAGAACAUGGAGGUGAUGGCUUAAAGAUUUUACCGGAAGGAGGAAUGUACAUGCUGCCAAUGAAAGUUAGUGAGAGCAGCAUUGAGGAGGAUUAUCGAAACAUGAGCCAUGUUUCAGCUAGUAGUCGCAGUGACAUGUCUAACAUUGGAAUGGCUGAAGUUGAAAAUGGGACUUACGUUGGAAGAGAUGAGAGUGCAAGCAGAUCCCGUAGGUCGCUGUCAAAUAUGGAAAUGGCUGAUGCGGAAAGUGGGAUGUAUGUGGACAGAGAUGAUGGAGGGAACAGAUCCCGUAGGUCGCUGUCAAAUAUGGAAAUGACUGAUGCGGAAAGUAGGAUGUACGUGGGCAGAGAUGAGAUUGCAAGCAGAUCCCAUAGAUCGGUGUCAAAUAUGGAAAUGACUGAUGCGGAAACUGGGAUGUAUUUGAAUAAAGAUGAGAGUACGAGCAGAUCCUAUAGGUCAUUGUCAAGGUCGAGAGAUGAUCUUGCUGCCAGUAGGUCGGAUAUUAGUAGGAGAAGGCAGAGUUCAUUCUCAGCAGUGAGUCCUGAGGUUGAUACUAUGACCAGGCACCUGAGUACAAGCGUGGACCUGGAAAGGUCCAUGAGGGCUCGAGACCAAGAGAGAAUGGGAAGAUACAGUGAGGGCCACAAAAGUAGGUUUGGUUCUCCAAGCAGGAGUGAAAAAGACCUGCGAUUAAGUGAUGGUCACUUGCAUGGGAAAGGAUCCCCAUUUGAUAUGCAGAGGUUGAACUCCAGUUAUGAACAUCAAAACCGAGAGAAUCAGUCAAGAUCAGCUUCCAGAAGUGUAGGAAAUCGUUCAUCAAGGGACCUGAAUAUAAGUUCAAGGUCAAGGCACAGCAGUGGUGAAAGUUUCUCUUCUUCUAGAAAUCCUCAUACAUCAUCCAGGUCAUUUGAUGGGGAUCCACAGACUUCUAGGCGGGACAGGUUUCAUGCUGAAAAUAUGGGCCAUGCUACUCUCACAGAUGAUAUGUACCAGUCACCACGGAGCUUGUUAUCUGGUCGUCGGAGCCCCAGUAUUGCCUCCACCCCUCGGGUUCAAGAGGACUGGGAGUCCGGCAGCGAGCGGGGGGAUGGGAACAGCCCCCUGAAGGCGGUCACACCCUCCCCCGUUGUCUCCCCUCGAGGGGCCAGCCCUGCAAGCUCCUCCCACAGGUCACAGGGGUCAGCCAGAAUGUCAAGAGUGUCUGAUGGCAGCAAUAAGACAGUAUUCUCAUGUGGUUCAAUGAUGUCCUCAAGGUCACAACAGCCACAGCAGUCACCUAGGACUCGAAGCCAGGGAGGAAGAACCCCACUAAGGUCAUUGACCUUGCCGCAGUCAGAAUCCCGGACAAGAUCAGGGACUUUACAAAGUCAAAGGUCAACUCCAGUACUUCUAAGGUCAUCGCCAAGGCUUCAAGGGUCACCAAGUGCUUCUCUGAGGUCAACAUCAAGGUCGAUGCAAAGAUCAUCUCCACGGACACCAGGGUCAAACAAAGGCACACCGAAAUCAGAGAAAUCUGUCAUAGGUAGCAGCACUAGACAUAUGGGGCUGUCUCAGGCUUCUCCUGUUAUAGCAGGGAAAAGACAUGGCUCAGCUGAGGUGGACGCUCUUCCCCAUCAGACAAUGCUGUUUUCCCCCCCAAUAGCCUCUACCCAGAACAUCGGGGCUCUCUCCCGCCGCCUCUCCCCCCAGCCAUCAACAUCUAGACAAAGUAAAAUCACCGACUUUGUACAGCAGACAGAAGGCGAAAAUACAAACAUAACCUCCACUGCAGCAGAAAUAACAGUAAAAAGCCCAAAGAAGAAGGUUGUGCGAAAACCUCGUCAGAAGUCUCGCUACCUGAUACCAACUUCAACAGUGAAGAAACAUUUCAACCAUUUUGCCGGCAUGCGUGUGGCCAAGGACGCUAUUGAGGAGGUCAUGAAAGUGUAUGAGACAUACUGGGAUAACUUGUGUGUGGACUUGGAGGCAUACGCCAGACAUGCUGGCAGGAAACGCAUACAGAUGGCCGACUUUGAACUGCUCUUCAAGAGGCAAGACUAUGUAACAGAGAAGACCAGUCUUAACUCCUUGAUUCAUCGCUACCUUCCCUGGGAAGAAGCUGAUAAACUAAUACCAGUCAUUGGUGCAGACAACAAGAUAUACCCAAAACUGUAGACUGCUACCACCAACAUUGUGGUUCAAUGUUAGUGAUUUAAUACCAGUCAUUGGAUUGAACAACAAAAUAUACACUGAAAUAAACACAGCUAUUUCCUUGUGGUUUAUAAUUGAUGAUUUAAGUCCAGGCAUUGGGGCAGAGAACAUAAUAUAUAUUAAAAUUGGUGAUUUUAGAGCCGUCAUUGAGGCAGACAACAAGAUAUACAUGUUCUACCAAUAAUAUCAACACCGUGAUCGCAGCAGACAACAAAAUAUACCUAAACUGUUGACCGCUGUCAUAAAGUGUUCAAAACAGUCAACCAUGUGAUGUUUGUGGAUAUAUAUAUAUAUAUUUGUAUAUCGUAAAAGAAAAAGUUUUCUGUUUUCUUUUUAAUAAUAAAAGUGUCAUGGAAUCAGUGUAAUUAUGUAGCUUGACCAUUAUGGUAAUGUAACCAUUCAUUUUCAUUUAUUGAAAAAGAAUUUCAAGUCUGGAUCAACAGUCAUGUUACAAAAUGUACAUACAAGGCAAGGAUAUGAUCAUCAAGGAUAUCAUUUGGUAUUCAAAUGUGUAGAUGCAUGUAGAUAUUGUUUUGAGAUAAUGUCUGUAAAGAAAUAUUUCCGCUGUACAACCAUUUGUUGUUCAUAAAAUAAUUUGAUGACAAUGACUAUAUAUAGUUUAUAUGUUGUUGUUUUUUCCAGGAAAAGUCAAGGUAUUGUCAAUUCAAAUGAAACUUGGUACACGUGUUGCUAGAUACGCAUAUGUAAAUCAAAGCCCGUAACUCUGAUCAUAAGUAUUAUCAAGUUAUGCCCAUUUGUUACUAAAAUACAUACAAAUUCUUUAACCUUGGCAAUAAGAAUCAUUUAUGUAAGUCAUAUAAUGAUUAAAAUAUUAUACUAGUAUUUUUAUGUUCCUUGUGUUUUACAUCAAUAAUUAAUGUUGUUAUAUCAAUAUUAAAUCAUAGCAUUAACUCUGGUUAAAGACCUAAGGCAGGGCUCUGUUAGCGGCGUAGAUGCACUAUGUUUCAUUUAAAAUGGUGAAGAAAUAGAAAAGUUACCUUUGUUUAAAUUCUUCAUUUGAAGCAAAAUAUUGCUUUCCAACACAGCAUU